This is a messenger RNA of Aspergillus uvarum CBS 121591, 280 nucleotides long. RefSeq lists its product as uncharacterized. The coding region runs from base 55 to 279 and encodes 74 amino acids. NCBI's taxonomy places the organism in Eukaryota, Fungi, Ascomycota, Eurotiomycetes, Eurotiales, Aspergillaceae. The record is from RefSeq and is a predicted model, not a curated record. The transcript is spliced from 2 exons.
GAUAAGUAUCCAGUCAAGGAUAUACGAGACGACCAGUCUCUUGGAAAAGCGCACAUGCGCUGCCCCGAGGCCGCCGCCUGCUCCCGUCGCCGCUGUAGAUGGUUGUUGUUCGUUCUGGUUGGAGUUGCGCGCCAUGGCCGAUGGGUGAUGAUGUCAUUCACCAAAGUUGACGGGAUAGGAACUGGUCAGGAAAGUCUCGAGUUCAAUCCUCAAAGAAAAAGAAAGUCUGAGCAAGAGAGCGAGCUGGCAGAUUCUCCUGACCUCCCAAUUUUUUUUUGAC